Messenger RNA from Frieseomelitta varia, 2901 nucleotides. Its product is annotated as LIM domain only protein 3-like. Gene Ontology annotation, molecular function: transcription coactivator activity; DNA-binding transcription factor binding. The transcript has 6 exons. The record is from RefSeq and is a predicted model, not a curated record. Lineage: Eukaryota; Metazoa; Arthropoda; Insecta; Hymenoptera; Apidae. Bases 128 to 877 code for a protein of 249 amino acids. Gene Ontology annotation, cellular component: nucleus. Gene Ontology annotation, biological process: positive regulation of transcription by RNA polymerase II.
GUGCAUCGAUCGCUGGUGUAGUGUCACGUGACGGAGGGAAUCUGGAGAACCGUGCACGGCACAAGCUACCCGUGGAAACUGGCUCGAGCUUCGAUUUCUUUUAGACGGCGUUCUAGCCGAAAUCACGAUGACGAUGGACGUGAGCAAGUCGGAGCCGAGUAAAAAUGGCGCGACGCAGCACGAGUGCGCUGGAUGCGGGAAAGCGAUCACGGAAAGGUAUCUCCUCAAGGCCAUGGACCUAUUCUGGCACGAGGACUGUCUGAAGUGCGGGUGCUGCGACUGUAGGUUAGGAGAGGUCGGUUCUAGUCUGUUCACCAGGGCCAAUCUUAUCCUCUGCAAGCGGGACUACCUCAGGCUGUUCGGCAAUCCGGGACACUGCGCGGCAUGCAACAAACAGAUACCACCGUUCGAGAUGGUUAUGAAGGCCAGAUCGAACGUCUAUCAUUUGGACUGUUUCGCCUGUCAACAGUGUACACAUCGGUUUUGCGUGGGCGAUCGGUUCUAUCUGUGCGAGAACAAAAUCCUGUGCGAGUUCGACUACGAGGAGAGGCUCGCGUUCGCCAAUAUGUCAGUACAAACACCGGCCACGCUGGCGUACAUCAAAAGGCAACUGCCGCCAGCGCCGACGCCGCCUGGCCAGAACAUGCAUCCGGGUCACAAUCCGCUGCAACCUCAUCAGGGACUUGGCCAGUCGGUGGGUCAACAUAAUCAUGUGUCGAACGGACAGAUGUCGGGGAGCACGCCGAUGGUGAACGGGACAGCCAUAGGCGUCGGUGGACCCAGAGCACCGGGUGACAUGAACAACAACGGGCUAUCGGGGCCAGCCCUCGGACCGGUGAAGCCACCGCCGAUGUCUAUGCAAGCUCCGACCAGCUGAAACGAGGUGUCACCCCCCCUGAAGAAGCUCAGAUGUCUCAGCGGUUAUUGAGGCUAUUGACGCUGACCGACGAGACGAACGGGAGACACGGAUAGGACGGAGAGAUAUACGGACGGAGAGAUUAAAACGUCGUGACGAAAGUGAACGCGAGAAACCUGAGUGAUAGACAGAGAAGGAGAGAGCGAGAGCGAGAGAGAGAGAGACGGAUGCGGAGGGGGGAGGGUUGGGAGAAAACGGAGGUCGUUCGUGGCGAGAAACAGAAACGGGAGGAGAAACGAGAGAGGACGAUGUUCGCGAAGCAUCUCGAGGAUACUUCGAAUAUCGGACGAUCGGAUGCUUCCGUUUCUCUCCUCGGGCAAGAAUUCUCGCUCGGAGGUGGGGGAGUAAUCACUGUGAUCGCGAAUUAUAUGAAUAAAUUUAUGGAAAUGGCUAACGGAUAGAAACUGCACACGGGGACGUCGUGUGGACAUCGUGAUGACCGCGUACAGCGUCUUGUAAUAUACGGUACAACACGUAACACGAUAAAGAAUAGACGAUUUAUGUAAGAUACGUUUCUAGCGCGGUGAGGAACGAUUAGAGGCGCGUGAAGCGAAAGGGUGCAAGGUGUGACAGAGUGAGAGAGAGAGAGAGAGAGAGCUGGAGCGAAUGGCGCAGAGUUAUCCUGUAAAUAUCUGUAUCUGUCGACUCUGCAAUUACCGAAAGACUAUCAGUAUACGCAGACCAAUCGAUGAAUAAUUUUCACGGUUUCCUCGCGAUUCGUCGGGAUUCGACGUUCGAACGGCCGAUCCGAGAAGACGAGUUCCCGGCAGAGUGGUGGAAGGGAGUCGUCGUCAUAGAUUUGUUCGUAAGUUACUGUUUGUUGUUUCUUUGUUUCUUUUUUCAUUUUUUAUUUUUUUGUUUCAAUCUUGUCGUCGGCUCUAGUCCGUGAUCCGACUUGGCAGAACGAAACGGCCAAAGUUGCAACCGAGAGACACAGCGCCGUUCUGUUCGAGCAAAAUCUGGAUGUGGCGCGAAUGCGACGAAUCCCGAGACGAAUUUCCCCCAAAAUCUCGGUAUACGAGGCGCGAGCAAGGGCGUACACGAUGGCUGAUACCAAAGAUUAACGAUGUAAGUUUCGAUGCCCCUCGGGAGAGCGAGUCAACGUCUCGAAUUCCGAAUAUUCCUCGCUCGGUGAUAAUGUAGCCGCGACGGUUUGCACGGCGGCUUCGCCGAGCAUCGCGAAUGAAUGCGCGUUUAACGCGGCCUGCGAUCGAGAGCUUGCGAGACCGGGGGGCUUAGUCGCGGCUUUACGCUUUAACGCCAAAAGACGAGCGGAAAAACGGUCCGGGCGAUGAGAAAAAAAAAAAAAAAAACAAAAAGGAGCGAAGAUGGAAGGAAGCUGAGGAGGAGCAGGAGAAGAAACAAGAGGGAGAAUCAGGUAAAACGGCGAACAUCGAUAUCAAAAUAUGGCUGAAAAUCCGAUAACCGUUGCGUGCGCUGAUAAACGAUCCGUUUUGAAUCACCGAAACGCGCCACGAUCGCGAUUCGGCUGACCCCGUGUGUGUUUCCACGGACGACGAGUUUCAUCGCCCCUCUGUUGAACAGACUCGGAUGGGACGUCAACAGUCGACGACGAUCGUUCGAUCAGAACGGGUCACGCGGGUCGAUCCGAAGAGUCGCGCUGAUUCCACACAGGACACAACAAUUCGAAACCACCAGAUCGAUUAAGUACAAAGAGAGGUUACGGCGAGGAGAAUGUGCUGCGAAGCGGGCGUAAGGAGCAGAACAACUCGCGGGAGCGAAGAGGACGUAGGGUGAAGUAAGGACGAAUACCUACACGAGUGUUACGCGCUCCGAUACGCGCGACGCGAGCCGAACACACUUUCCUCUCGUUUUUCUUUCUUUCUCUCUUUCUUUUCUUCUUCUUUUUUCUUCUUCAUCCAUCUGUAUAUAAAUAUCAUUUAUUAGCGCACUAUUAAUAUAUUUACCGCCUCUGUAGGGGCUCCUAUUACUACCGAGAAAAUAUAACAUUCUUAUAAAUACAA